AUGGCUCUGGUCAUAGUUAAAGCUUUUUGUGUCAUAGUGGCGGUGUCGUCCGUGUCUGCGGCACCAAGCGAACCCGAGGUAGAACGUACCGAGCAAGCUGCCCAACGUUACUUGGCUAAUCUGGAACCGGAGAUAUUGGCCCACAAGUCCAAGGAAGCUGAUCUUGCGUGGGAUUAUCUUUCGAACAGCAACGAUGAAACACUGAAGCGGCGUCAAGAGGGGAACACCCAAAUUGCACAGUUUUUCAAGAAAAUAGCUCAAGAACUGCGGCAGUACGACUACAACAGCUUCACAGAUCCCGACCUGAAACGUCGAAUCAAGAAGCUGAGUUAUCUGGGUUAUUCGGUCUUGGAUGAGGACAAAUUCAAGCAGCACUUCGAUGCGGUUGCUCGCAUGGAAAAGAACUUCGACACGGCAAAAGUAUGCGAAUAUCAGAACAUGUUGAAUUGUAACUUCACCCUAGAACAGGAGGUACAAGAAAGGCUGGCAAACAGCCGAGAUCCGGAGGAGCUCAAGCAUUACUGGGUGCAAUGGUACGAUGUUGCUGGUAAACCGGUGCGCAAAGAUUUCGAUAAAUACAUCACACUCAUUGCCGAAGCAGCACGGUUAAAUAAUUUCACAUCUGGUGCCGAACUCUGGCUGCACCCCUACGAAGACGAUUCAUUUGAGGCUCAGGUCGAUGCUGCCUUCGAACAAAUCAGACCUCUAUACGAACAGCUUCAUGCCUAUGUUCGCUACAAGCUUCGGGAGCAGUAUGGCAGCGAGAUUGUUUCGGAGAAGGGUCCAAUUCCAAUCCAUCUGCUGGGAUACAGUCACGGUCAAAAAUGGGACAACAUUAUGGACAUCUCAGCACCGUAUUCCGGUAAGGCGCUGUUCAAUAUCACCGAGGAAAUGGUUCGGCAAGGAUACACCGUGAGGAAAAUGUUUGAGCUUGGGGACGAGUUCUACCAAUCGCUGAAUAUGACAAAACUGCCACCAACCUUCUGGGAAAAGAGUAUCAUCGAGAAACGGGAAGAUGCCAAUUACUUUUGUCAUACUAGCAUGUGGGAUUUCUACAGAAAGGACGACGUUCGCAUCAGCAAGUGUACGCGUAUAACCAAGCAGGACUUGUACCUUGUCCACCAUGAAUUGGGAUUCAUUCAGUAUUACCUCCAGUACCAGAAUCAACCCAGUGUUUAUCGAGACGAAGCAAUGCCCGGAUUCUUUGAGACCUUUGCCCGGGGCUCCUCGCUAUCAGUAUCAAGCCCCAAAUAUUUGCAAAAGAUAGGUCUACUAAAGAAUUUAUUUAACGAAGAAUCAAAGCUGAACCAGCUUUAUCAAACGGCGGUAGAAAGAUUAGUAGUCUUACCGUACCUAUACUCAAUGGAGAAGUAUCGUUGGGGAAUUUUCCGUGGCGAAAUUAAGCCUGAGGAGUACAAUUGCAAGUACUGGGAGAUGCGCUCCAAGUACGCUGGAGUUGAGCCGCCGGUGAUGCGCAGUGAGAGUGAUUUCGAUUUCGGCUCUAUUAGAUACAUUUCAGCGGACUUCGUCCAAUACUUGGCGUCAUUUGUCAUGCAGUUCCAGCUCCAUCGGGCUGCUUGCGAGAAGGCGGGCGAGUACGUCAAGGGAGAUCCGGAGAAGACGCUGAACAACUGUGACAUCUCACAGAGCACCGUAGCGGGUAACGCGCUGAAGGAAAUCCUGGCGAUGGGAUCAUCGAAACCAUGGCCUGAUGUGCUGGAGAUGCUUACCGGCCAACGAAAGAUGAGUACUGAUGCGCUGCUUGAAUACUUCCAGCCGUUACAAGAUUGGUUGGUGAAAGAAAACAAAGCCCUCGGGGUCAACGUUGGAUGGGAGGCAAAUCUCAAAUGUGAAGCUGCUUAA
Molecule: messenger RNA, 1863 nt
Organism: Anopheles coustani
Lineage: Eukaryota; Metazoa; Arthropoda; Insecta; Diptera; Culicidae
Product: angiotensin-converting enzyme-like
Exons: 5
Coding region: 1-1863 (620 amino acids)
Biological process (GO): proteolysis
Cellular component (GO): plasma membrane
Molecular function (GO): peptidyl-dipeptidase activity; metallopeptidase activity
Source: RefSeq, a predicted model, not a curated record